Raphanus sativus (radish) is the source of this 722-nucleotide messenger RNA. RefSeq names its product CLAVATA3/ESR (CLE)-related protein 26. Lineage: Eukaryota; Viridiplantae; Streptophyta; Magnoliopsida; Brassicales; Brassicaceae. Bases 249 to 551 code for a protein of 100 amino acids. The transcript has 2 exons. The record is from RefSeq and is a predicted model, not a curated record.
CCAACCAUCCUAACUCAUCAAAGUGAUAGACGCUCUCUCUCCCUCUCUCCCUCUUGCUUUUGUUCCCACUCUUCUUGGUUCUCUAUUAUAGUUUUUUUUUUUUGAAAAAGAAAAUUUAGGUUCUCUAUUAUAGUUUCAAAAAGAAAAAUCGAAUAAAACCUACUACUUCGAUCGAUGUUAGGUUCUGUCCUUAUUUCCACCAACCAACGAAGAUAGGAACCAAAACAAAACCCACAAGGCUAGAAACCAUGCGAAAUCUCCAGUCCCUUCGUCUCCAUUUGUUUUCUCGUACACUGUUUACGAUCGGUUUAGUCACUCUUCUAAUGAUCGAUUCGUUUGCAAUACAAAACAACAACAAAGCCAACACAACAAAAGAGAUUACUACCACUAGGACGAUGACCAACUCCAUUACACACGGUAAGGAGCAUGAAGAUGGAAGAAGACAUGGUGAUCUUAGCUACGCUGCCAGCAAAAGAAAAGUGCCUCGUGGAUCCGAUCCUAUACAUAACAGGAGAGCUGGAAAAUCAAGAAGGCCACCGGGAAGAGCAUAAGUACGGUGAAAGCUUGGGGAAGAGAGAGAAGUAUUUGUUGGCAAAUAGGUCUUGUAAAAUGCUGUUAGAUUCUCUUUUCCCGUUCAUUUGGGAUCGAAUCUCCUAAAUAUGCUCAAAAUAUUUGUGACCCUACACUUCUGUUUCUUUGAAUGUUUUGUUUUUGUACCUAGC